Messenger RNA from Magallana angulata, 788 nucleotides. RefSeq lists its product as uncharacterized. The record is from RefSeq and is a predicted model, not a curated record. Lineage: Eukaryota; Metazoa; Mollusca; Bivalvia; Ostreida; Ostreidae. The coding region runs from base 1 to 591 and encodes 196 amino acids. The transcript is spliced from 5 exons.
AUGAAGAAUGCUGCCCAGAAUUGCCCAACCCCUUUCAUUGGAAGUUUUAACUAUGUGUUUAAUAAUGGUUUUUCAACAUAUUGUGAUAAUGCAAGUGUUUGGGAUGUUUGUUCCAAUCCAACACAAAUGGUGGUUAAAUAUACCCUGUGUUCAACAACACAAUUUUAUUCAAACGGCGGUGUUGCAUAUUGCGCCUUUUCAACGUUUGUAGGAAGUACUUACUACGUCACAGUGAUCAAUGCUGACAGUGCUGUGGAUUUUUCUACCACAUUUCGAUUCACUUGUUAUGCUGUGAAUAGUUCUGAUGGAUUUGUUUAUGCAAGUGACAAUAAAGGAGCGUGUGUACCGGAACAGGAUCCACAAACCAGGUUAGCAACAGGAACCGGAACACUGAUCUUAUCUGCUCGUGAAACAUGUUCCUUUAACCCAGCUUCUUCUCAGAUGAAUUCGAAUAGCUACAUUGGUAUCGUGAUUGGCGCUAUAGCAGGGGCACUUGUCUUAGCAGCAGCAGUACUUGUGUUUGGGACAUUGUUGUGUAAAAAAUAUAAAGCACGGAUCAUUCCACAUGAACACAGAGAAGAUGACUCGUAAAACUCUAUGUACAAAUUGAACCACCUAUUAUUAUCAACAAAGUCAAAGAGCUAGAAUGCCAACUAGUAAUAUUUGCUUUAAAAAACUAUGGACAAAAAAUUACUGUAAUAAGCUACAUUGAGAUAUUCUCGGUGAAUAUUUUGUCAUUCUACUUUUGAAUACUACUACAUGUACGUCAUUGUACUAAUAAAGCUUUU